ACGGCCGAGGUCAUAUCCGGUUUUAUCCUCAGCUCCACCGCUGAAGUUCGCAGUUUGACUUGCUAUGCCUGCCACAGAAAGAAAGUGAAAUAAAUACGGAGCUUUAACUCUCACGGACAGUGGUAUAACUUGUGUAGCUUAACGGCCCGUGUGUACCAGUGAGACAUAAACAUGUUUUCCUUGUCAAUGACUGUCCAACCACAGGUGACUGUACCUCUGAGCCACCUCAUCAAUGUCCUCCACUCUGUGAAGAGCUCAGUGGGAAGCAGCAUCAGUUCCUCCUGCAAAUCAAGAAAUCACAAGGAGCAUGCCUCAGACAAAGAACUACACCGCACAGAGCCCAUGUGGAACCUGCGUGAGCUUGGCUUGUCAGACCUGGGAGCACAGCAGCUGGAUGAGCUGCUGAACAGUGUGUUGCCACGCUUGAGUCCACAGAAGGCGCCACUUCCAUCGGGUGGACAGACAGCCUGGAGGACUUCACAUCUUUCUACACACUCCUUUUACCACAAUAAGCAUGGCUACUCAUGUGGUGCAAUGCCCCUGUCUUAUUCCAGGCAGCACCCUUCACCUCUCCAGUCUGUCUGCACAGAGCUACAACACUGGCCAGUGUGGGUCCCGAGCAGAGGCUUUAAAACUUUAAAGAGCAAAACCCGACGACAGCAGUCGGGCUUGGACCGCCCCCUGGACUCCGAAGGGUUCACUCCAUCCUUCAUGAAGGGUUUCCUGACACGGGACAAGGGGGUUGAAGUUGAAAGUCUAGACAGCCUGGUUAAGAUAAAGAACAUACCGGAUGGACAGCAGGAUUCUUUCAAGAGGGGCUUCGCUGAGGGUUUCCUGAAAGCCCAAACCCUGACACAACGCACACAAGACUCUCUCAGGAAGACUCGUCUGAUCCUGCUGGUGCUGCUUCUUGUUGGGCUCUAUGGUCUGUCCAAGACCCCCUUCAUAUCGGUACGGUUCCGAACCACAUCAGGCUUGGACUCGGCAGUUGACCCCGUCCAGGUGAAGAAUGUGACAUUUGAGCACGUCAAAGGGAUCGAAGAAGCUAAGAACGAGCUGCAGGAAGUGGUGGAGUUCCUGAAAAACCCAGAGAAGUUCACAGCCUUGGGAGGAAAGCUGCCAAAAGGUGUUCUGCUCGUUGGCCCUCCAGGGACCGGAAAGACUCUACUGGCCAGAGCGGUGGCAGGAGAGGCAGACGUGCCAUUCUACUACGCCUCCGGAUCCGAAUUCGACGAGAUGUUUGUUGGAGUGGGAGCCAGCCGCAUCAGGAACCUUUUCAGGGAGGCUAAAGCCAACGCUCCCUGUGUGAUCUUCAUUGAUGAACUGGACAGUGUGGGUGGGAAAAGGAUCGAGUCUCCCAUGCACCCUUACUCCAGACAGACUAUCAACCAGCUACUUGCUGAGAUGGAUGGGUUCAAACCAAAUGAAGGUGUGAUCAUCAUUGGAGCAACCAACUUCCCAGAGGCUUUGGAUAAUGCUCUGAUCCGCCCGGGACGUUUUGACAUGCAGGUGACUGUCCCCAAACCAGACGUGAAAGGACGCACAGAGAUCAUCAACUGGUAUCUGAGGAAGAUUAAAGUGGAUCCAGCUAUUGAGGCCAGCAUUAUUGCCCGGGGCACAGUGGGCUUCUCUGGCGCUGACCUGGAAAAUCUGGUCAACCAGGCUGCCCUGAAGGCAGCAGUAGAUGGCAAAGACAUGGUCACCCUGAAGGAGAUGGAGUUUGCUAAAGACAAAAUCCUCAUGGGCCCCGAGAGAAAGAGUGCCCAAAUAGACAAGAAGAACAAGACCAUCACAGCGUACCAUGAAUCAGGCCAUGCAAUCGUAGCCUACUACACCAAAGAUGCCAUGCCGAUUAACAAGGCAACUAUCAUGCCCAGAGGCCCCAGUCUGGGACAUGUGUCCAUGCUCCCGGAGAACGAUCGCUGGAGUGAGACUCGCUCUCAGCUGCUGGCCCAGAUGGACGUCAGUAUGGGCGGCCGUGUAGCAGAGGAGAUCAUAUUUGGCCAUGAGUACAUCACAACCGGUGCAUCAAGUGACUUUGACAGUGCCACAAAGAUCGCUAAGAUGAUGGUGACCAGAUUUGGAAUGUGUGAAAAGUUGGGUGUGAUGACCUACACUGACAUGACAGCCCAGAGCCCAGAGACUCAAGCAGCUGUGGAGCAAGAAAUCAGGGCGUUACUGAAGGAGUCUUAUGAUCGUGCCAAAGCUCUGCUGAAGUCUCACAACAAAGAGCACAAAAACCUGGCAGAGGCUCUGCUUACGUAUGAGACACUGGAUGCCAAAGACAUCAAGCUGGUCCUGGAGGGCAAGACUCUGGAGACUAGAUGAAACUAGAAACAAGGACAGCAACAAUCAGGGGGAGCAACAAGGGGGUGAGGGGGGGGGGGGGGCAGAUUUUAAGAGCUCAGGGGUCAUGGAAGGAGGGAUGGACUCAGUUGAUGAGCAGUGAAUCAGAGAUGGAAUAAGUCCUGGCCUGCGUUCACAAAGUCUCUUGACUAGUGCUCAUGUGGGACGAUGUUCUAUCUUCAUGCUGUCACCUCCGUGUAAUCUCAUUAUUAUUUCCAGAUAGGUAGUUUUGUUAUGUUGCACAGGUUCACUGUAUGUGACCAAGGCUAACCGAAGAGAUGCCUAAGGAUAAGGAUGUUGCUCAGGUCACUCAAAUAAUCUGUAAAUGUAAGCAGAGCUGCAUCUGACAAUUAUUGUCAUCAAUUUAUCUGCCGAUUUAUUUUCUAGAUGAAUCUUUUGAUCUGUAGGACUGCGUCUCGUUUAAAGAAUGAUGAUAUCAGCACCCUUAAAGUGACACCGACACCAAUAGAGUAUUUCACUCGAUAUGCAUGGAAUGCCACACACAAAUUAUUUUUACACAUUAAUUUUGAAAGUGUUCAAUUUAUCAAAAAUAUUUUGUUAUACCGCGCUCUACUUCACCACACCACAGACUAGGAUCGCACGCCACAAUAAAUCAAAGAACAUUUACUGUGAUGCGAGCAAAAUCAUACAAAUAGUCUUCUUUUCUUUUCUUUUUUACAUAAGUGUACAAAAAUGAUGAAAUGCAUGUAUAGUUUUACUGGAGAAGUUUGGUCUGACCUAAUAAAAUGUCAGAAAAUAGUAAAUAUAAAAUAGUUUCUCAACGGUGAUGUCGUUAAAUGUCUUGUUCUGUCAGUCCAAAACCUAAAGACAUGCACAUUAAUAUGAUAUAAAACAGAAAAUCAGCCAUUUUUGCAUGGAAAAUUAUUUACACGGUAGAAUUUGAAAACAACAUCCGCAGAGGAUUACUUUUGUAUUGUUAACUGUUGAAAAAGGAGUUGAAAUUUGGUCAAAUUCUCUUCAGCUCGGUCUGUUGUGAGCUGCUGUGUAAUCAUUGCAACUAUACUUUAACUGAAUCUCAACUCCUUUUCGUCAGUUGACUUAUAUCUGUCAUUUGUCUCGUAUUUCUUCGCGGUCAGACUCUACUUCUAGCUUGCGUGUGUCUCAACUUUGACACCAAGAAGUGUCACAUUCGUGUGCUGCACUUUGUCUUUCCAUCUAAUUCGUUGUAUCUGGGAUGAUCAUGUGUAUACAUUCUCCUGCACCCCUCUGCAUUAGUCCCUGUUACUCAUUUUUAAAGGUGGCCUUUUGGGGAAUGUACUGUAAAUGUAUGUUUUUCCUUUUUUGAAGGAGGAAGAGUAUUAAGUUAAACUAACGUCUCAGCACUUUUGGUUGAAGUGUAUGAAUUGAAAAUACACUUCAUGUAAUUUAUUUCAUUUCUGAUGUGUAUACAGAUGCAUUACAAAAAAGAAGCAACUAAUACAAGCUGUGUUUAUGUAGUGGUAGAGCAUUGGGAUCUUUAGGACUUUAAAGUUCAAAUGUUUGGCCUAAGUUAUUUGAAUAGUCUGAGUUCGGCUUCCGAAAAACCUCUGCUAAAUAUCUGUUUUUUUUGUAUUUGCAAAUGAGUUGAUGAUAGACUCCUAAUCUUUAGAUUAUUCAGAAAAACAACAAGGCCAGUUAUCAGUAAUCUCCCUUUGGCCUCUCCUUUGUUUCCACAGCCUGACACUGCUCUGUGUUUGAAGGAAGUUAUGCCCCAAUGUUUGAAUAGUUAGAGCAGCAGCAGCAGUGUAUGUUUAGCAUUGUUGAACAUGUAACAUCUAGGUCAUGAUUACCACCAGCAUAUGUUCUUCAUAGUGUUGCCCUUUUCAGUUUGUUUGCUUUAAUGUGACACUAUUUCUUCAGUGUAUUGGCCUUUCAUCCUUGUUUAGCUGUAUAUGAGUUUGGGAUAUAAUGAGAACAUUGUAUAUAUGUGUAUAGUAAUGCUUUUAUGCUGAGAACACAUCGAAUGGCUCUCUGCUGUUGAUCGACAUAAUCCCUCAAUAAUAUGAAGGAAAUGGUUGAUGAAUGUUUGUGCAGCUGAAAUAAAUAAAAAGCAGCCCAAAUAUAA
This is a messenger RNA of Cottoperca gobio, 4411 nucleotides long. It is a transcript of the gene yme1l1b, whose product is annotated as YME1-like 1b. Gene Ontology annotation, biological process: protein quality control for misfolded or incompletely synthesized proteins; mitochondrion organization. Gene Ontology annotation, molecular function: ATP hydrolysis activity; ATP binding; ATP-dependent peptidase activity. The record is from RefSeq and is a predicted model, not a curated record. The transcript is spliced from 18 exons. The coding region runs from base 172 to 2328 and encodes 718 amino acids. Gene Ontology annotation, cellular component: mitochondrial inner membrane. NCBI's taxonomy places the organism in Eukaryota, Metazoa, Chordata, Actinopteri, Perciformes, Bovichtidae.